Messenger RNA from Salvia splendens (bonfire salvia), 1984 nucleotides. Its product is annotated as IQ domain-containing protein IQM2. The record is from RefSeq and is a predicted model, not a curated record. The transcript has 8 exons. NCBI's taxonomy places the organism in Eukaryota, Viridiplantae, Streptophyta, Magnoliopsida, Lamiales, Lamiaceae. The coding region runs from base 147 to 1754 and encodes 535 amino acids.
AACCAAGAAAAGGGCUACCGUUGCUUUCCACACACAAUUUCAAGAAGAGAUCUUUUCUUCUUCUCUUUCAGGAUUUCUCACAAUUCUAAACUCAUCCCAUUUUCUGGGACUAUCCUCUGCAUUGAGAAAGAAAGUGUUGAAGUUGCAUGGGUGUAUAUCCUUCUAGCCCUCUCACAGUUAACUCUGACUUAGACAUCAGUUUUGAGUCAUUCAUUGCAAAUCUGAUAAGCAAUGACAAGAUCAAUAAGCCUAUAAUUGAGUCCAUCAAUCUCCAAGGCAUACAAAAUGAGGGUGAUGACAUUGACAACAAAUGUAUGUUUGAUGAUCUGAUGAGCCCUUUGGCUGGAUCAUUGAUGGGGAGUAGUAUCCCUCAUUCUCCGAAACACGAGGCAGCUAUAAAGUUGCAGAAGGUUUACAAGAGUUUCAGAACCAGGAGAAAGUUAGCUGAUUGUGCAGUUCUCAUGGAGCAGAGCUGGUGGAAGCUGCUGGACUUUGCGGAGCUCAAGCAUAGCUCCAUUUCCUUCUUCGACAUUGACAGACACGAGACUGCCAUCUCGCGCUGGUCAAGAGCAAGAACCAGGGCUGCAAAGGUUGGAAAGGGGCUGUCCAGGAAUGGAAAAGCUCAGAAACUUGCUUUGCAGCAUUGGCUUGAAGCUAUUGAUCCACGGCACCGGUAUGGCCACAAUCUCCAUUUCUAUUAUGUUAAAUGGUUGAAUUCACAAAGCAAAGAGCCCUUCUUUUAUUGGCUAGAUAUUGGAGAAGGGAAAGACAUCAAUAUUGUCGAGAAGUGCCCUCGUUCGAAACUUCAGCAACAAUGCAUCAAGUAUCUUGGUCCGAUGGAACGAAAGGCGUAUGAAGUUGUGAUUGAGGGUGGGAGGCUCUUAUACAAGCAGACAGGGGAGCCCCUUCACACCACUAGGGGUUCUAAGUGGAUUUUUGUCCUCAGCACGUCGAGGACAUUGUAUGUCGGGAAGAAAAAGAAGGGCACGUUCCAACACUCGAGUUUCUUGGCAGGCGGAGCCACACUGGCUGCCGGGAGGAUAGUAGCUGAAAAUGGAGUCUUGAAGGCAGUUUGGCCUCACAGUGGUCAUUACAAGCCAACACCAGAAAAUUUCCAAGAUUUCAUAUCAUUUCUCAGGGAGAACAAUGUGGAUCUCGAUGAUGUUAAGCUUGAUUCCACCGAUGAAGAAGAAGACCAUCUGUACAAUGCAUCAGAAGAUGAUGCAGCUUCAACAUCAUCAUAUAAAGCUGAGUCUGCAGAAGAAAGCACCACAUGUGCUUCUCUGCAGACGCGCCAAUCAAGAGGCUUCAGUCGAGAACUGACUGCCCUCGAGAUACCUUGCAAAGACAGCUUGUUAGAGAAGCUGAUGUCUGAAAAACAAAGAUCAAGCUCUGAUGAUUUCCUCCUAGAAUCACCAACUGAGUCCGAUGAGGCCAAGGCCGAAGAGGAGAGCUUUUCACAAAGAUUCAACCAACACAAAGACAGCAAGUCUUUCCAGCUGGGAAAGCAGCUGUCUUGCAACUGGAGCACCGGGGCAGGCCCUCGGAUUGGCUGUGUGAGAGUCUAUCCUUGGCGCCUCCAAGAACGCGCCUUAGAGGAAGUGAAUCUGUCUCCAACAAGCAUCCAACGGCUGAGAUUAGACGCCCCUUUGCUAUCUGAAUCGCGACGAGCAGGCAUCAGUAUUCUUUCUUGCCGGACUAGUAGCGUUCAUUCCACAAAACAGUCCUCACCUCUACAUUCACUCUCAUACUGAAAUAGUGUUCAUUUUUUUUUAUUUUAAGCCAUUUCAAGGGAAGGGAAUUCUUUGGUUUUUCAUUGCAAUAGGAAAAUUCCCAUCAUUUUUAUAAUUUUUUAACCAUAUUUUUAGAAUACCCAUGUACAUCAAUUUUGUUCUCCGAAUCUACUACAGAAUACUAGAAGAUGAUGUAGGUUGUAUAUAUAUUUUGACAAUGUAACUCCUUGGAAUAUAUAUGUGAUUCUUUC